AUGUAUGCUCAACUUUUAAAGCAAAUAUUAUUAUCAUUUGAACCAACAGAACAUAGUAAGCAGGAGAUGAUUGAUUUUUAUCGAGAGAAGUAUGCUGAUAAUAAAUAUCAAUUACUUGAAAUUGAUGAAUUUCAAGAGAAAUACAAUUCUAACGAAGCUAUUAAAUGGUAUACUCGUCAAUGCUUCUUGUACUCACUCCUAAACAAAGCACUUCGAACUCAAGACGUUGAUGCUCUUUAUAAAAUGCGGUUCUACAUUCGACAUUUACAUAACAAUAUUGAACAAGAACAUUUAAAAUGGUUAAAUGCCAACUCACAUGCAAAAACAUUGACUGUGUAUCGUGAAUCGAUAAACAAUAGUGAUGAUACUGGAAUUACGAUUAUUAACUUAGGCCUAACUGGCGACGAGGAUAGAGAAUUAAGUAUACUAGCUGUUCAUCUGAAAGUAGAAAUUAUCGGGUUAACACCAUUAAUGAGCUUGGCAAGACUUUUAUUUUCGAUGGGCAAUUAUGACAAAUCUGAGCAAUACUGUCUAUUGAUACUUCAAGGUCCUGCAAUCUCUGAAAAUACCAAAUUACUUUCUUCUGUAUAUUAUACUCUUGGAACAAUUUAUCAAGAGAAAAAUCAGAAAGAAAAAGCCAUUGAAUACUAUGAAAAAUCACCCGAACAUUUACUACCAACAGAUCCAUUAUUAUCUACAAUUAAUAAUGGUCUAGGAAGUGUCAGUUACACAGAAGGCGACUAUGAAAAAGCUAAAUUCUGUUUUGAACAAGCAUUCCAAAUAGAUUUUAAAAUACCGAUGUUAAACCGAUAUUCAAUAACAAAUUGA
Messenger RNA from Rotaria sp. Silwood2, 828 nucleotides. NCBI's taxonomy places the organism in Eukaryota, Metazoa, Rotifera, Eurotatoria, Philodinida, Philodinidae. The record is from the annotation of a GenBank genome assembly.